AAUGGAUCCUGGAUUUGGUGCGAUGAGUCCUCGUCCUGCGACUGGACCAAUCAGAAGGAAGCAGAGUCCAGAGGAGGCGGGGCUUGCACAGAAAUUAUAUCAAAAAGUGGAGAACUGAGGUCGGCCCCCUGUGAAGAACUCCGGUUCUACGUCUGCUCCAGGUCUGCCCGUUUGGACUCCUCUGAACCCAGCAGCCGGGAACCACCUGGUCCAGGAAUCGUCCCCGGCGUGAGUUUGUUCGACGUUCUGUGGGAUUCCAGCUCGAUCCUGGCGGAGGAGAUUCUCCGCUCGUCCUCGCUCCUCAGAGCGUUCCGAUCUGGUUCUAAGACGGGUCUCUGUCAGUCCAGGUUCAGCCAGCAGGAGGCGCUGUACCUGCACCGAGUCAGCAGCACGCUGCAGGUUCUGGUGAAGGGUCUGCAUGAAGCUGAUGAGAUCCAAUCCCUGCUGGUGGACACGGUUACAGAGUACAGCCGAAACAAUCAGAACCUUGGUUCUGCUCCCGCUCCACAGUGGCUCCAGUUCUCCCUCCAGUCUUUCCACUCGGUGGUUCUGGAGGAUCCGGUCUACUGGCUGGUGGCUUUGUCGGCUCGGGUCUGCCUGCAGGACUUCCUGACUCAGAUGCUGCGUUCUGAGCUCCGCCCACAGAUGUCAGAGGUUCAACAUCUCAAGCAGAAGUGGAGAAACGAGAACGCCAUGCUUCUCUGGCUGCACAGGUACAAAAAGGUUCUGGAGGAACGUCAGGAGAAGAUGGACGUCUACAAAUCCAUCAACAUCUUCAGAGAGCAGAUGAUGAACGAGCAGAGACUCCAUGAAUCUGUGACCUGUGAGGAUGAAGAUGAUGAAGAAAACCCUGACUGGUUGUAGCUGCAGAACUGAAAUAUUUGGUUGUAAAGUGACUGUUUCCUGCUCUGAGGAUAAUUUUACCAGA
Messenger RNA from Austrofundulus limnaeus, 928 nucleotides. RefSeq lists its product as uncharacterized. NCBI's taxonomy places the organism in Eukaryota, Metazoa, Chordata, Actinopteri, Cyprinodontiformes, Rivulidae. The record is from RefSeq and is a predicted model, not a curated record.